UCCAGCUCUUCUAUCAUAAUCUUUACAUCAUCUCCGUUAAAGGUAUCAAGGGUCGUCUUAACCGUUUGCCGUCUGCAUGUGUUGGUGACAUGGUUAUGGCUACUGUCAAGAAGGGUAAACCUGAUCUCCGUAAGAAGGUUCUGCCAGCUGUCAUUGUUAGGCAGAGGAAGCCUUGGCGCCGAAAGGACGGUGUCUUCAUGUACUUCGAGGAUAAUGCUGGUGUCAUUGUCAAUCCCAAGGGUGAAAUGAAAGGAUCUGCUAUCACUGGACCAAUCGGGAAGGAGUGUGCUGACCUGUGGCCAAGGAUCGCAAGUGCUGCAAAUGCUAUCGUUUAAGAUCUCUCAGUUUGUGUUUGUUGAACGUUUAUCUCCUCUGUUGAGGAUACUUUGUUACUUAUAGUUCCGGUUUGUUACUU
This is a messenger RNA of Brassica oleracea var. oleracea, 415 nucleotides long. Its product is annotated as 60S ribosomal protein L23-like. Lineage: Eukaryota; Viridiplantae; Streptophyta; Magnoliopsida; Brassicales; Brassicaceae. The transcript has 3 exons. Gene Ontology annotation, cellular component: cytosolic large ribosomal subunit; ribosome. Gene Ontology annotation, molecular function: structural constituent of ribosome; large ribosomal subunit rRNA binding. Bases 90 to 335 code for a protein of 81 amino acids. The record is from RefSeq and is a predicted model, not a curated record. Gene Ontology annotation, biological process: translation.